This is a messenger RNA of Plasmodium malariae, 690 nucleotides long. RefSeq names its product 28 kDa ookinete surface protein, putative (gene P28). The coding region runs from base 1 to 690 and encodes 229 amino acids. The transcript has a single exon. Gene Ontology annotation, cellular component: membrane; cell surface. The record is from RefSeq and is a predicted model, not a curated record. Lineage: Eukaryota; Apicomplexa; Aconoidasida; Haemosporida; Plasmodiidae.
AUGAAUUACAGUGUAUUUCUUUUAUUUUUCAUCCAACUUGUAAUAAAAUAUAGUAAUGCAAUAGUCAAUGAGUCCACAGUAUGCAUAAAUGGAGAUUUAGUUCAAAUGAGUAACCAUUUUGAAUGUCGGUGCAAUGAAGGAUUUGUUUUAACAUAUGAAAGUAUUUGUGAAAAAAAAGGACAAUGCGAAAAAAUUGAACAUUUAAAUAAUUUCUGUGAUCACUAUGCUACAUGCACAAAUAUCUUAUCAGCAUCAGACCCAAAGAAAUUAGCAUGUACCUGCAACAGAGGCUAUAUACCAGUAAAUGAUCAAUGUAUUCCAAGUAUAUGUGAUAAGGUUGUAUGUGGACAAGGAAAAUGUAUAGUUGACCCCUAUAAUGCAAAUAUUACAAAAUGUGCUUGUCAUGUAGGCAUAGUACAUGAUGAAAAUAAAAAGUGUGAAAAACCCGGAAAAACCAAAUGUACACUGAAAUGUAAAGAAGAUAAAGAAUGCAAAUUACAAGGAACAUUUUAUGAAUGUGCUAAGAUAGAUGAUGGAGGAGCAGGUAGUGGAGGUGAAGGUGACGGAGGUGAGGGCAGCGGUGGUGAAGGUAGUGGUGAAAAUGGAAGUACAGGCUACAGUGUAAUGAAUGAAAUGUCCAUGUUCAGCCUUUUAGUUAUACUUGCAGUCUAUAUGAUGGCAGCAUUAUAG